This is a messenger RNA of Scheffersomyces coipomensis, 1161 nucleotides long. Its product is annotated as CAP domain-containing protein. NCBI's taxonomy places the organism in Eukaryota, Fungi, Ascomycota, Pichiomycetes, Serinales, Debaryomycetaceae. Gene Ontology annotation, cellular component: extracellular region. The coding region runs from base 339 to 1130 and encodes 263 amino acids. The record is from RefSeq and is a predicted model, not a curated record. The transcript has a single exon.
GUCAACAGUGCACAAAAUAGAACAAUUCCCCCUUUUAAAUUGAAAACGCGUUUAGUUGCACAAAAUUAACCAAAAAAAAAAAGAUUUCGAUUCCAGAUUCUACACGGUAUUAUAAUUCUACGAUUGCAAAAUUUCUUAGCAUUUUGGUUUGUUGUCUGUGGAUGGUAUUUAAUGAGAUUCCAAUCCUGCAAAAUGUAUUUGACUGGGGUUUGUUUUUAAAAGAUUAAGGCUCUUACUUUCAUUCAUUUACUAGUGUUAGCUUUCUUUGAACUUUCAUUACUUUACAGCAUUUAUUAAAACUCACCUUCCACUCAUUACACAUAUACCUUCCUUAUAAUAUGAAAUAUUCGAGUUUUAUUCCACUCCUUUGUUUGCUGUCUGCCGCCUCUGCAGCCACUGUUUACGUGACCAACGUUCACUAUGUCACUGUCUACGAAGGUGAAGAAGUUGUUUCUCCAACCACUAGUCCCGACUUAGAAGUAGCUUAUGUAACUGAAAUCAUUUAUCCAGAUCAAUCUACAUCUGUUCAACAAGAACAAUCUACAUCAGUUCAACAAUCACCAGCUGCGCAAGCUCCAGCAGUAGCUGCUCAAGUUGUCAACUCUCCAGCCAAUGUCCCAACCACUUUAGUAACAGUUGCCACUACCAGUACUCCAGCUCCAGCUCCAGCUCCAGCUACCACCUCUUCAUCUUCUUCCAAUUUUGGUACCGUCCAAGAUCUUUCCUUUUCACAAGAAAUCUUAAACGAUCAUAAUGAAAAGAGAGCUGAUCAUGGUGUUCCAGCUUUAUCUUGGUCUCAAGAUUUAUAUAAUUAUGCCCAGAAUUACGCUAACCAAUACGAUUGUUCAGGUAAUUUAGUCCAUUCCGGUGGUCCAUAUGGUGAAAACUUAGCCGUUGGUUAUUCCGGUGCCACUCCAGCUUUUACAGCUUGGUAUAAUGAAGGUAAUGGUUAUAAUUAUGCAGCUGCCAAUGUAUUUGAUCAUUUCACUCAAAUCAUCUGGAAAUCUUCAACUGAAUUAGGUUGUGCUUAUAAAGAUUGUUCAGCUGAAAACUGGGGUAAAUAUGUUAUUUGCUCUUACAACCCUCCUGGUAACUACAUUGGUGAAGGUGCUCAAAAUUUGUUUAAUUAGUCUGUAUUUAUGUUUCUAUGUCUAUUUAUUU